Messenger RNA from Paramecium tetraurelia, 556 nucleotides. RefSeq lists its product as uncharacterized. Gene Ontology annotation, biological process: translation. The record is from RefSeq and is a predicted model, not a curated record. The transcript has 4 exons. Gene Ontology annotation, cellular component: ribosome; cytosolic small ribosomal subunit; nucleolus. Gene Ontology annotation, molecular function: structural constituent of ribosome; small ribosomal subunit rRNA binding. Lineage: Eukaryota; Ciliophora; Oligohymenophorea; Peniculida; Parameciidae.
UAAACAAAUUUAAAUAAAAUUAAAUCUUAAAUUAAUUCAUGGGACGUAUGUAAGCUAAGGGAAAGGGAAAGGGUAUUUCUGGUUCAGCCCUCCCAUAUAAAAGAAAAGCACCAAAAUGGUUGACCUUAUCAUCCAAAUCAAUCGUCGAUUAAAUUGUUAAUUUAGCCAAGAAAGGUUUGAAUGGAUCUCAAAUCGGAGUCUACUUAAGAGAUUAAUAAGGCAUCCCUUAAACCAGAUUCUUAACAGGUUAAAAGAUCUUGAGAAUCUUAAAGAAAAGAGGUUGUGCUCCAAAAAUCCCUGAAGAUUUGUACGCUUUAAUCAAAAAGGCUGUUUAAAUCAGAAAGCAUUUGGAGAAGAAUAGAGGUGAUAUUACCAGCAAAUUCAGAUUGAUUUUGGUUGAAAGCAGAAUUCAUAGACUUAGCAGAUAUUACAGAAGAACCCAAAAGUUGCCAUCAAAUUGGAAAUAUGUCUCAAAGACAGCUUCUGCCUUAAUUGGUUAAUGAGUUAGAAUAUAAAUACAAUAUGCAUAUAUUUUAAUAUUUUAUAUCACUUUUUU